UUGCAGAUGUCGAAAAAUCUCAAUACCAUGUCAUCAGCACAUCGUGAUUACGGUGCCACUUCCAGUACAUCGGCAAAUAUAAUGGCUGGUGGUGGUGGCGCGGCAGCAGCAUCAAUUCCCGAUGUUAAUUUUUCGGGAUUCAGUCCCACGGAAUUUAUGUCACUCAGCGAAGAUAUUGCUCACAAUAUACAGGCCAUUAAUUCAUCAUACAAGCAAUUGGAUAAGAUAUUACAAAUCAUUGGUACACCGCGAGAUCAACAGUCUACACGGGAUAAGGCCCAUGACAUACACACCAAAGUAAAUCCUCGCAUUGAGGCCACCAGUGUUGAUUUGCAGCGACUAACCUCCAUUGUGCGUCGCGGUGACAAACAACAAAAAUUACAGCUGGAAAAAUUGACCAAUGAUUUCUGUACAGUGGUUGAGAAAUAUUCUGCCGUGCAGAAACGCAUUGCCACGGCCAUGCGUCAAACCUAUACACAGACCCAGUUGGCCCAUAUGCACGAUCAAAUGCAAUCCGAACAACAGCAGCAUGAUUCCGACAGGCAGGUAUUGUUGCAGCGACAAAUGCAAAUGGAACAGCAGCAAAUGCAAUUCGAACACGACAUGAUGGUCGAUCGUGAAAGACAAAUUAAACAAAUAGAGGCUGAUAUUUUAGAUGUUAAUUCGAUAAUGCGUACCAUAAAUACUUUGGUGCAGGCACAGGGUGAAGAUGUGGAACGUAUUGAGACUUCCGUUGAAUAUACCGCCAAUGAAGUUGAACUCGGUCGUGAGGAAUUGGCCAAAGCUGCUAGCCACCGUCAAAGUUACAGACGUAAAAUUUUAAUACUUUUAGCAAUUGCUGUGAUAAUAGGCUUAAUAGUGACUGGUAUUAUUGUCAGCAAACUAACAAGUUAAAUUUUGUUUAUCGAUAUAUC
Musca vetustissima is the source of this 914-nucleotide messenger RNA. Its product is annotated as syntaxin-12-like. Bases 7 to 894 code for a protein of 295 amino acids. Gene Ontology annotation, molecular function: SNARE binding; SNAP receptor activity. The record is from RefSeq and is a predicted model, not a curated record. Gene Ontology annotation, cellular component: membrane; SNARE complex; endomembrane system. The transcript is spliced from 2 exons. Gene Ontology annotation, biological process: vesicle-mediated transport; vesicle fusion; intracellular protein transport. NCBI's taxonomy places the organism in Eukaryota, Metazoa, Arthropoda, Insecta, Diptera, Muscidae.